GUCAGCGGUGCACUUCCUGGUUGGAUUAUACUUUCUGUCAACAAAGCGGCGGCAGACUUCAGCUAACGCUACGUGUAUCUGGAAAACCCCGGUCCGACUCCGGUACCGGUCCAAAAGUCGCAGCUCUUCUCCAGUUUUCUUUCCUGACGAUUGUUUUCAGAUGUAAGAUGACUUUUACCAGAGUUUUCUCGGCGGUUCUUGUGCCGAUAUGUUGGGUGUUCGUGUCCGUGGGGAAGGAUGUGUUCGGAGCAGCUCCAGUCACCGCGGCGCCCAAACCCGCCGUGACCAACUCCACCGGGCUGAACUCCACACACAUGAGUAAUGGCUUCAACGUGGACAGCUCCAUGAUCCAGAGGGCCCUGUACGUCCUCAUCGGCAUCACCGUGAUCGGGGUCCUGUACUUCCUGAUCCGAGCCGUGCGGCUGAAGAAACCUGCUCUGAAGAAGAAGUACGGCCUGCUGUCCAACUACGACGACUCCGUGGAGAUGGAGGCGGUGGAGAGCGACGAGGACGACACGCUCUACGAAGCUCGCAGCCUCCGCAGAUGAGUCCAGUUCUUCGCCCUCCGAUGGAUCAGGCCUGCAGCUGAUAUUGAUUAUGGAUUUCGGGGCACAAAGCACUGACCAGCGACUGCUGGAGGUUGAAAAAAAAUGGACCAAAUCGUUUUUGAAGAUAAAUGCCAAAGCUCAAAGCUGCUCAAGGACCCAGAGCAGGAUAAUAAAGGUUUUUUUAAGCGUGGGGUUGGAUGGUGGAGUUGACGUUUUUGUGGAUCCUCAUGAGGCCAAAUGUUACUCUUAUUUUCAUUAUUAAUAUUAUCAUCAUCAUUAUUAUUAUUAUUAUUAUUAUCCAUAUUUCAGUCUUUUCUAAGAAUUUAUUCAGUUGUAUUUUUUCACUCUGAGCUUUUCCGCUCCAACUAUGUGCUUUAAACUACUGUACGCUGACUGCAGACCAGCCGGACGACCUGCACACUCCUGUUCAUAUCAGGCAGCAGCAGCAGCAGUGAUCGGUUUGCGACUGAUCAGGAUUGAUCUCAGACUUUGACCCGCCAACUUGCAGAGAUAUGAGCUGUUGGGAAACCCUCGCUGUAUCGAGUUUCAUUUCUGGCGUCUUCAAGCUAAAAAGGAACUUUUUCUAUAAAUCUGUGAUUCCUAAUUACUGUGGAGGCUCUGUGACUUUUGCUCUAACAGCACCACGAGGUUCGUCAUGUAAACAAGAUAAUUACACUCUAAUUUUCUAAAUUAAACGACUUCACUGUU
Stegastes partitus (bicolor damselfish) is the source of this 1256-nucleotide messenger RNA. RefSeq names its product family with sequence similarity 174 member C (gene fam174c). The coding region runs from base 168 to 548 and encodes 126 amino acids. The transcript is spliced from 3 exons. Lineage: Eukaryota; Metazoa; Chordata; Actinopteri; Pomacentridae. The record is from RefSeq and is a predicted model, not a curated record. Gene Ontology annotation, cellular component: extracellular region.